GAUUGUGACGUAAACGCAAACUGCUUCCACAGAUACGACUCCCUCUCCCUCUCUCUCUCCCCCUCUCUCUGAUACUUCAGAAUCCGGCAGUUUCUUGCCGGAAAGCUAUAGAAAUUCCGGCCAGAUUUGACCUGUAUCGAUCACGAUCAUAGUCAUGACUCCGGAAUAUGACUAUCUGUUCAAGCUUUUGCUCAUUGGAGAUUCUGGUGUUGGCAAAUCAUGUCUCCUUCUAAGAUUUGCCGAUGACUCAUAUUUGGAGAGUUACAUAAGCACCAUUGGAGUUGAUUUUAAAAUACGCACUGUGGAUCAAGAUGGCAAAAGUAUCAAACUUCAAAUUUGGGACACUGCAGGGCAAGAACGUUUUAGGACAAUCACUAGCAGCUAUUACCGUGGAGCACACGGUAUCAUUGUGGUUUAUGAUGUCACAGAUCAAGAAAGCUUCAAUAAUGUCAAACAGUGGCUCAAUGAGAUUGAUCGAUUUGCAAGUGACAAUGUCAACAAACUUCUUGUUGGAAACAAGAAUGAUCUCACUGCAAAUAAAGUUGUCUCUUAUGAAACAGCCAAGGCAUUUGCUGAUGAAAUAGGCAUUCCAUUCAUCGAGACCAGUGCAAAAGACGCAACUAAUGUGGAGCAGGCUUUCAUGGCUAUGGCUGCUGCAAUAAAAAACAGGAUGGCAAGCCAACCGGGCAUGAACAAUGCCAAGCCCCCAACCGUUAAUAUCCGAGGACAGCCUGUCACGCAGAGCAGCGGUUGCUGCUCUUCUUAAGCAAAAGACCAGGUCCUAUUGCACUCUGCGUAGGCUGAUGCUCCUCCAUAGCAUGUAACAGACCGUGAUCGUAAGGGAAAGCCUACUCUUAACUCGAACUCGUCCAUCAUCUAGGUUUACUUUCCGCAUGGUGCUCUCGAAAUCUUUUUAAUCCUAUUAUUUGGCUAAGAAAGCAUGUAGAAGCAUUCGUUUCAAAAUUGUUCUUUCUGUUUUAUAUUCUACUUCUAAGUACAGCUCUUCAUGGUUCAGGAGUGGCCAAAAACCCGUAAAUAGUUAGGAUUGAAGUGCAAAAAUAUGUUUUCUGUUUUUAUAGCCCAUUUAGUCAAGUGAAGUGCAUUCAUAUUGUAAUUUAAUUGAUCGAACAGCAUUAGCAGUUUUUCAUUUAUGAUGAAAAGCUUAUUUGAGGUGACGAACUCAA
Messenger RNA from Diospyros lotus (date-plum), 1184 nucleotides. Its product is annotated as ras-related protein RABD2a-like. The transcript has 8 exons. The record is from RefSeq and is a predicted model, not a curated record. Bases 155 to 766 code for a protein of 203 amino acids. NCBI's taxonomy places the organism in Eukaryota, Viridiplantae, Streptophyta, Magnoliopsida, Ericales, Ebenaceae. Gene Ontology annotation, molecular function: GTPase activity; GTP binding.